GUAGUAAUUACGCCUGUGAGCGGUGUGUGUACGUGAUAUCUAUUAGAAUAAAAAGCUAUUUUUGUAUAUGUGAGAUGGCUAACGAACAUCUUAGUUCUAGUUUUUCUUACACGGGUCUCUUGCAUCAGGAUAACAGAUAUUUUCAAUCAGGAUGGCAAAAAGUUUGCGAAGCAAAAGAAGGAGAAAGAUGAGGGCGGAGAAAAGAAAGAAAGUUGCCCCCAAAGAACUGGCUCGACUCAAAACAGUGCUGGGUCAGGGAGAGAAAGGAGAGGUCAGUAUGAAAGAUGUGGCUGAGAUCGCCACCGUGGUGCCGCCUGAGAAAGUGAAGCAGAAGCCAGAGGAUGUGGAGAUGCAGGAAGAACAUGCGGAUGGUGGAAAGAUGGAUUUAGACACUAAACGCAAUAAAAAGACAAUGUUGGACGAUGAAGGACGGUAUCCGGUUUCGAUGAACCAAAGGAAUAUAAAGAAGGUGAAAGCCAAACGUAUGGCUACAAAAGGAAAACCUAAGAUGAAGAAGGGGCUCGCCUGGUAGAUGAACUGAUCUGCUUGUGCACGGACAUUAUGCCUGACAUAGCUGUACAGGAGCUUUGCUGUGCAUCUUUUACUUUUCUAUGGACUGUUUAUGCAAUCUUCCAGUGUCUGGAAGAGGCAGACACUGUAAGUCACCCACACUGUACUACACAACGGACUCUUCCAGUGAAAUAUACAUUUUUCCUCUCUACUUCAAUCUCUCACUCUGUUAGUCUGCUUUACUUUGAAGUAAAAAUCCAAUAUACCUUUC
Cyprinus carpio (common carp) is the source of this 781-nucleotide messenger RNA. Its product is annotated as protein LLP homolog. Lineage: Eukaryota; Metazoa; Chordata; Actinopteri; Cypriniformes; Cyprinidae. Gene Ontology annotation, molecular function: RNA binding. The coding region runs from base 152 to 532 and encodes 126 amino acids. The record is from RefSeq and is a predicted model, not a curated record. The transcript has 3 exons. Gene Ontology annotation, biological process: dendrite extension. Gene Ontology annotation, cellular component: nucleolus.